AUGAACCGCUCCAUCACAGCAGCCUGGCAGCCCUCGAUUGCCUCCACACCAGGGGCACAGUCGGGCCCAUCUUCGAGCUCAGGCAAGCGAAGAGCUCAGAUCUCCCUCAAUAAGCCUAUUCCAGCCGGGUUCAGUCCCGUCCCACCAGCUGGGUCGGCAGCGGCCGCAGCUCUCGCGCGGAAGCAAGCCGGAAAUGGUGGCCAAGAUGGCGACCCUGGCGCAUCUGAUGCUGGCAACAGCUCUGGGUAUGGCACACCAACCACCGAAGGCGCACAGCUAGGCUCACCAUCGAUUUCGGGGACCAGCAUUCACAAGCGAAAGGCGCGCCCCUCUCAUCCUUCGUCAGCGCCGGGGACUGAUGCUCUGCCGGAGAAUAGCACUUCAAAGCGGUUACGAAGAGCAGUGCCUGCACCAUCAUCAUCAAUACAUGCAGGUGGGAGCCGCAAGGGGAAAGAACGAGCUUCCAACCAGGCCAUCGCCGACAAGUACGCCCCCCCGUCGAUCCGAUUCUCCUCGCUAGGUGGUAUCACUGCUGCCAUCGAGCAGUGUCUUGAGCUGAUUGCCCUGCCGCUCCUACAUCCCGAGAUUUAUGCCCACACUGGCAUUGUGCCACCGCGUGGCGUGCUUUUACACGGCCCGCCCGGCUGUGGCAAGACGCGUCUGGCGCAAGCCAUCGCAGGCGAGAUGGGUGUACCCUUCCUGAAUGUUAGUGCGCCAAGCAUUGUCAGUGGUACCAGUGGAGAGAGUGAGAAGGGACUCAGAGAUCUCUUUGAAGAGGCUGCCCGUGUUGCUCCGUGUAUCGUUUUCCUGGACGAGAUCGAUGCGAUCACGCCAAAGAGGGAGAACGCGCAGAGAGAAAUGGAGCGCAGAAUUGUUGCUCAACUGCUCACCUGCUUGGAUGACAUGUCGUGGGAAAAGACCGAAGGCAAGGCCGUGAUGGUCAUCGGUGCCACAAAUCGCCCAGAUUCUCUUGAUCCUGCCUUGCGACGAGCAGGCCGUUUUGACCAUGAGAUCACUCUUGGGGUUCCGGACGAAGAUGGCAGAGAACAGAUCUUGCGGGUACUCGCCUCUCACCUACGCCUUUCAGGCGACUUUGAAUUCCGUGAAUUGGCAAAAGCUACGCCCGGCUUUGUAGGGGCAGAUCUGACAGCGCUCACGAGCACUGCUGGCAUCGUUGCUGUCAAACGCAUUUUUCAGACACUGGCGCACAUGGACUCGCUAGCCACUUCACCACAAGAUACCAACUCUGCGGGCGAAGAAGCCAUCGCUUCAGGGUCCAUGGCCCCAGCUACAUCCAGCGAAGGGUCAGGAGCGGCCAAAAACGAAGGAGAGGACGUAAACAUGGAAUCCGCCGACCAGGAGGAAGGGCUCACGGCGGCAUCACUAGCAGCGCCUGUUGAAACAUCUCUGCCACUUCCACCACCUGUCUCAAACAGCAUCGAAGUAGACUCGGCUUCCAAUCCAAGGACACCCUCGUCCCUUCUACAAUCCCUCCCUGAUGCACUGCAACACUCUACCAUUGCAUCAUUCCUGCGUCGCUUCCCCCGAAAACUCUCCGAAGACCAACUGUCCAUUCUUAGUAUCACGAACGAAGACUUUACAGCAGCACUACCGAUGAUUCAGCCAUCGUCCAAACGAGAAGGGUUCGCGACCGUUCCAGACGUGACCUGGGCUGACGUUGGCGCCCUGCACGAGACACGCGAGGAGCUCAGCAUGGCGAUCGUCCAACCGAUCCGGAGACCAGAGCUGUUCCGCGCCGUUGGCGUUAGCGCCAGCUCGGGUGUCAUGCUCUGGGGCCCGCCAGGCUGCGGAAAGACGCUACUCGCCAAAGCCGUUGCGAAUGAGAGCCGGGCCAACUUCAUCAGCGUGAAGGGCCCAGAGCUGUUGAACAAGUACGUGGGCGAGAGCGAGCGCGCUGUUCGGCAGGUCUUUGCACGCGCACGGGCUUCUUCUCCCUGCGUGAUCUUCUUUGACGAACUGGAUGCGCUCGUUCCGAAGCGAGACGAUGCGCUUUCAGAAGCGUCGUCGCGUGUCGUCAACACCCUCCUCACUGAACUCGACGGACUGGAAGGACGAGGACAGACAUAUGUGAUCGCAGCCACGAAUCGCCCUGAUAUUGUCGAUCCAGCGAUGUGCCGCCCCGGCCGCCUGGAUAAACUACUCUACGUUGACUUGCCGAACAGCUCCGAGCGUCUGGAAAUCCUGCGCGCUCUCACCAAGGCGUCGCCGCUGCUCACUGAGAUGCCAGCGCAAAGUACCAGCGAUGCGGUCGUAAAUCUGCACGCGAUUGCAUUCGAUCCUCGCACCGACGGCUUUUCCGGUGCCGAUCUUGCAGCGUUGGUGCGCGAAGCUGCUGUUGCAGCGCUGCGCGAGACCAUCCGCUUCUCACUCACAGCCGAGGCAGUGCCUAUGAACACCGUACAGCCAGCCGCACCGGGCCAAAGCUCACCACAAAUCUUUAUUACUCAGCCGCACUUCCUUGCGGCUCUUGACAAGGUGCGGCCCAGUGUUAGCAUGGCUCAAAGGAAGCGGUACGAGUCGCUCAGGACGCGUCUCUCCGGCGGUCAUCUUGGUAGCACGAAAGCCGGCGUAUCCGUUACGGAAGCUCAUUCAGCCGAGUUGGCUCGAAAUGAAGGGGGAUCAGCUAUGACGACGUAAGAGGAGCUGUUCGCCAGAAUAUACAUGCUUUCUGAC
Molecule: messenger RNA, 2694 nt
Organism: Tilletiaria anomala UBC 951
Lineage: Eukaryota; Fungi; Basidiomycota; Exobasidiomycetes; Georgefischeriales; Tilletiariaceae
Product: AAA-domain-containing protein
Exons: 4
Coding region: 1-2658 (885 amino acids)
Biological process (GO): ribosome biogenesis
Cellular component (GO): nucleus
Molecular function (GO): RNA binding; ATP binding; ATP hydrolysis activity
Source: RefSeq, a predicted model, not a curated record